AUGGCAACCGCUUGUUCUGCUAUCAUCUUCUUCGUUUGCACUAUGCCGUGCACAUAUCUGGCAAUUCGCGAACAGUCUACUUAUCUCCAGUCAGCAGACUGGAUGAUUGGGAUUGCUUGUAUUGUUCCACCAUCAGCGUUUGGGAUAGCUAUGAAAGUCCUCAUAUCCGCGGAGUUGUCAGGUGUGGGUACCAACUGGUCCACACUUUUCCACGUUUUUGGACAUAAAGAUAGUGCGUUCAGCGUAGGAUUUCUCAUGGUAAUCUUAGCGUUUGAGACUGUACUGUAUUUCAUAGUUGCACUCUAUAUCGCAAAAGUUUGGCCUGGUGAGCAUGGAAUUCCAUCCAGUUGGUACUUCCCAGUAGAAACUAUCAUCGAAAAGCCUUCAAGCGAAUCUUUGCGCGAAUUGGAUUCACAAAGUUCUGGCUCCUCGGUAGUUCUCGACGAAAGUCCCGAGGGGGCAGAAAACACUGUACGCCUGUGUGAAGUUUCAAAGAAAUAUAUCACGCACGGAGCGCGGGAUUUCGCCGUUAACAACCUGACAAUGAAUUUCUACAAGGGGGAGAUUACGGCACUGUUAGGUGAGAAUGGAGCAGGAAAAUCAACCCUCAUCAGAAUGAUUAGCGGACAUAUGGCUCCCACAAAAGGAAGGAUUAUUGUCGACGGCAGAGACAUAUCUGGGUAUGAGCGUGUGCGCGUCGGCAUUUGCCCCCAACACAAUGUGCUAUUUCCGUAUUUAACCGUGAAAGAACACUUGGAAUUCUAUGCUGCGCUCAAAAACCCAUCUCUAUCGAAG
Molecule: messenger RNA, 795 nt
Organism: Strongylus vulgaris
Lineage: Eukaryota; Metazoa; Nematoda; Chromadorea; Rhabditida; Strongylidae
Source: the annotation of a GenBank genome assembly